AUGGCCACAGCGACGAAUCAAAUCAAACGACCAACACUUGGCGGUGGUGCCAAGAAACGACCGACUGGUAAUCGACCCGAAUUAACCGAGGAGCAAAAAACAGAAAUACGUGAAGCAUUUGAUUUGUUCGAUGCUGAUGGUUCAGGAACGAUUGAUGUUAAAGAACUUAAAGUCGCCAUGCGAGCAUUAGGUUUCGAACCGAAAAGAGAAGAAAUAAAAAAGAUGAUAUCUGAUAUUCAAAAAGAGAAUGCUGGUACAAUCGAUUUUAAUGAUUUUCUUCAAUUAAUGGCGCAAAAAAUGGCUGAAAAGGAUUCCAAAGAAGAAAUACUCAAAGCAUUUCGACUUUUCGAUGACGAUAAUACAGGAAAAAUCUCAUUCAAAAAUUUAAAACGGGUCGCCAAAGAACUAGGAGAAAACUUAACCGACGAAGAAUUACAAGAAAUGAUUAACGAAGCCGAUCGGGAUGGCGAUGAUGAAAUCAACGAACAGGAAUUCUUACGAAUCAUGAAAAAAACCUCAUUAUAUUGA
Molecule: messenger RNA, 528 nt
Organism: Adineta ricciae
Lineage: Eukaryota; Metazoa; Rotifera; Eurotatoria; Adinetida; Adinetidae
Source: the annotation of a GenBank genome assembly